AUGAUGAUUAUUUUAAUAUUUUCAAAAUUAUUCUCAAAAGGCUUAUAUAUAUAACAAUAACAGGAGAAUAUUCCAGAUAGACAAGCAGUAAUUAGGCUUUAAACUCCCAUAAGACCUUAAAAAACAACUAAAUUUAUGAUAAAUAAGGUUUUUUUCAUCAACAAUAUUGUAAAGUAUUAUUUAGCUCCUUAUUUUGCUUAAUUCUUAAUUCCCUCUACCAACACUGAUAAAUUUUUAGCAAUUCUGUUUUUUAUGCUAAGAUAAUAGAACAAUUGGGCAAUCACGAAUAAAUUACAAAUAAAUACAAAAAGAGCUAAAUAUGAAGUAAUUUUAUUUGUAGUAGUUGAUGUAUUAAAAUUUACAAUCUAUAAAAUAGAUGCAAAGGUUAAUUCAUAAAAAUUAGAUGUAUAAAUUCUAAUAAUUCCAGAGUAAAUAAAAUAUUAAUAAUAUUUUCGUGCAAUACUUUAAAUUAAAAAUAUCAAUUUAACUAUUUUAAAUAAAAAAUCUUUUUGA
This is a messenger RNA of Paramecium pentaurelia, 513 nucleotides long. NCBI's taxonomy places the organism in Eukaryota, Ciliophora, Oligohymenophorea, Peniculida, Parameciidae. The record is from the annotation of a GenBank genome assembly.